AUGGAGUCGGCUCCGGCAGCCCCCGAUCCAGCAGCCAGUGAGCCGGGCAGCAGCGUCUCCGAGGCGGCCGCCGGCGCCAGGGACACCCCGGUGAACCUGGAGCCUGCCCGGAAAAGCGAUGCGCCGGCUCCCGUCCGCAGGCAGAGCUACUCCAGCAGCAGCAGAGGAAGUCGUGGUAUUUCUGUAACAAAGAAGACUCAUACAUCUCAAAUUGAAAUUAUUCCAUGCAAGAUCUGUGGAGACAAAUCAUCAGGAAUCCAUUAUGGUGUCAUUACAUGUGAAGGCUGCAAGGGUUUUUUCAGAAGGAGUCAGCAGAGCAAUGCCACGUACUCGUGUCCUCGGCAGAAGAACUGUCUGAUCGACCGGACCAGUCGGAACCGCUGCCAGCACUGUCGCUUACAGAAAUGCCUUGCUGUGGGGAUGUCUCGGGACGCUGUAAAGUUUGGUCGAAUGUCAAAAAAGCAGAGGGACAGCCUGUACGCCGAGGUGCAGAAACACCGAAUGCAGCAGCAGCAGCGGGAUCACCAGCAGCAGCCAGGAGAGGCAGAACCACUCACACCAACAUACAAUAUCACCACCAAUGGGUUAACAGAGCUACAUGACGACCUCAGUAAUUACAUUGAUGGGCAUACCCCUGAAGGUAGCAAAGCAGACUCUGCAGUUAGCAGCUUCUACUUAGACAUACAGCCUUCUCCAGAUCAGUCGGGUCUUGAUAUUAAUGGAAUCAAACCAGAACCAAUAUGUGACUACACACCAGCAUCGGGCUUCUUCCCUUAUUGUUCUUUUACAAAUGGGGAGACCUCUCCAACUGUGUCCAUGGCAGAAUUAGAGCAUCUUGCACAGAAUAUUUCCAAGUCACACAUGGAAACUUGCCAGUACUUGAGAGAAGAGUUACAGCAGAUAACAUGGCAGACUUUCCUGCAGGAAGAAAUUGAGAACUAUCAGAACAAGCAAAGGGAGGUAAUGUGGCAGUUAUGUGCAGUCAAAAUAACAGAAGCUAUACAGUAUGUAGUGGAAUUUGCCAAACGCAUUGAUGGCUUUAUGGAACUGUGUCAAAACGAUCAAAUUGUGCUUUUAAAAGCAGGGUCUUUAGAGGUUGUGUUCAUCAGAAUGUGCCGUGCCUUUGACUCCCAGAACAACACAGUCUACUUUGAUGGCAAGUAUGCUAGCCCAGAGGUUUUCAAGUCCUUAGGUUGUGAAGACUUCAUUAGCUUUGUGUUUGAAUUUGGAAAAAGUUUAUGUUCUAUGCACCUGACGGAAGAUGAAAUAGCUCUGUUUUCUGCGUUUGUUUUAAUGUCAGCAGAUCGCUCAUGGCUUCAGGAGAAAGUAAAAAUUGAAAAACUCCAGCAGAAGAUCCAGCUAGCACUUCAGCAUGUCCUACAGAAGAACCACCGAGAAGAUGGAAUUCUAACAAAGUUAAUAUGCAAAGUGUCUACUUUAAGAGCACUGUGUGGACGACAUACAGAAAAGCUAAUGGCAUUUAAAGCAAUAUACCCAGACAUUGUGCGACUUCAUUUUCCUCCACUUUACAAGGAGUUGUUCACUUCAGAGUUUGAGCCAGCAAUGCAAAUUGAUGGGUAAACGUAUCACCUAAGCACUUCUAGAAUGUCUGAAGUACAAACAAUAAAACAAAAGAAAGGAGAAAAAAAAAAGGAAAAAAAAAAAGAAAACCAAGACACUUUAUAUGGCCCUGCACAGACCUAGGGAGCCAACACACUGCACAUCUCUUGGUGGUCGGGGUCAGGCGAAGGAUGGGAAACAAUGAAACAAAGUUGAACUUGUUUUUCUCAUGCAUAUGAUUUCCAUUAUGCCUACAAAUA
Molecule: messenger RNA, 1820 nt
Organism: Cinclus cinclus
Lineage: Eukaryota; Metazoa; Chordata; Aves; Passeriformes; Cinclidae
Gene: RORA
Product: RAR related orphan receptor A
Exons: 12
Coding region: 1-1581 (526 amino acids)
Biological process (GO): negative regulation of inflammatory response; regulation of transcription by RNA polymerase II
Cellular component (GO): nucleus
Molecular function (GO): RNA polymerase II cis-regulatory region sequence-specific DNA binding; nuclear receptor activity; zinc ion binding
Source: RefSeq, a predicted model, not a curated record